CCCACCUGUACCCAGCAGUGCCACCCAUCAGUGCUGCCCAGCAGUGCCACGCAUCAGUGCCCAGCAGUGCUGCCAUCAGUGCCACCAAUCAGUGCUGCCUAUCAGUGCAGCAUCAUCAGUGCCAGCUCAUCAGUGCUGCUUAUCAAUGUCGCCUAUCAGUGCCCAUCAGUGAUGCCUAUCAAUGCUGCCUAUCCAUGCCACCUCAUCAGUGCCCAUCAGUGCUGCCUAUCAGUGCCCAUCAGUGCAGCCUCAUCAACGCACAUCAAU
This is a messenger RNA of Staurois parvus, 267 nucleotides long. The record is from the annotation of a GenBank genome assembly. Lineage: Eukaryota; Metazoa; Chordata; Amphibia; Anura; Ranidae.